Molecule: messenger RNA, 8126 nt
Organism: Brassica rapa (field mustard)
Lineage: Eukaryota; Viridiplantae; Streptophyta; Magnoliopsida; Brassicales; Brassicaceae
Molecular function (GO): protein dimerization activity; DNA binding
Source: RefSeq, a predicted model, not a curated record
UGGCCUUGCAUGUAAUAAUGUAUGUGUGGAUAUCAAAACAUAGAUCGUAUACUUCCAAAGUCCAAUGGUUAAGCACACAAAUACACUAAUCAGUCAGACCCAAACUCAAGCCUAGUAAAGAACUCUAGACCUAUAUAUGGCAGUCAUCAAUCUCAAACUUCGAACAAUUUUUUCCUUACUAAUUGUGUAUUCAAUUUAUUAAACUAAGAUCGUUAGUUCAACAAGAUGUCGAUGGCUUAAUACUCUCAUGAGUCUAUAUCUAUUAGAAGUUUUAGGUCUUUUCAGUUAUAGAAUAUUUGACAACAAAACUGCACCAAUACUUUUUAGAUGCAUAAGUUUAUUGUCUUACCUCAUCAAUUUGCGCUUUAUGUCAUACAAAUAAUAUAAAAAAUCUACUAUGAUGUGUAAUGGCUUUUCGUUUAAACUGAUACGAUCUUCUUUUUUUUCGUUUUAAAUGAAAAUUUUAUUCCUCUUUUCAUUUGUUUUUUCCCUCUUACAAAGACAUCAUUUAACUGAUAUUAUCUUCUUUUGCCAAGGUUUUGAAAACCGGACCGGACCGGCCGGUCGAACCGGUUCGACCGCGACUCGUUUAGUAAGCCGAGUCCGGUUCGAUUCAAAACCCGGAUUUCAUAAAACUCGGGCAACUCGGCUCAAAACCGGUGGAACCGGUGACCCGGGUUGACGUUAAAACCCGGUUUGUUAUUUUUGACACAUUUUAAAUUGUAAUUAGGGUUUUAUAUCAGGCUAAUCCUGGAUAAUAACUUAAGUUAAUAAUAGUAAUACUUAACAGCCGUCAUUUUUUAAUAAUUCUCGAGAAAAAAAAGAAACCUAAACGUCUUCUCGUCGUCUCUCACUGUCGUACACCAUUCUCCAUCUGAAUUUUUCUUUGCCACAAGAUUUGGAACUGCACUUGUAAGAAAAAGUAAGUAACGUGAUUCUCUUUUGUUGUUCGAAAUUUGAUAUAACAUAUAAAUAUAUUAUUUUUUUGUUAUUUUUACUAGUUAAUGGAGGGGAAUCAUUCAGAACCAGAUUUAGGCGUACCUUCUUCUCAACGUUCAGUUCGUCGUAAAGAUGACAUAGCUUGGAGAUAUAUAACAGAACGGACUGAGCAGAAUGGGAAGAAAACUUUGAUUUGUGACUUCUGUCAGAAAGAGAGCGGAGGUGGAGGCAUUAACAGAAUGAAACAACAUUUAGCUGGGGUAAGAGGAAACAUAGAUUCAUGUACCAAAGUUUCUGCAGAAGUUCAGUUUCAGAUGAAGCAAUCAUUGAAAGAAAAUGAAGACAAAAAUAAGGAAAAGAGAGGCAUACCACUUGAUGAUAUAAACAUUGUUGCUGAUAUGAAUGCUGAUGGACAAGGCAUUCAUUCUCAGCCAUCUGUUACUCAAACCAAAAAGAGAAACAGAGGUGGAGAUUUACAUGGGUUUUUUAAAACAGGCCUGAGUGAUCCUACUCAACCAAGUAUAAAGGCAUCUAUACAAAGCAAGGAGAAGGUGCAUGAUGCUGAUAUGGCUGUUGCUUUAUGGUUUUAUGAUGCUUGCAUUCCCAUGAACGCUGUGAACUCUCCAUUCUUUCCAGUUAUGUUAAGCAAAGCUGCUAGUUUAGGACAUGGAUAUACUGGUCCUUCGUAUCAUGCUUUGAGGGUUGGGUUAUUAAGAGAUGCAAAAAAACAUGUAUCUUUGAUCGUUGAAUCAUUUAGAAGCACGUGGGCUAGCACCGGCUGUACCUUGAUGGGAGAUGGAUGGAAAGACACUAGAAAAAGACCACUGAUCAAUUUUUUAGUGUACUGUCCAAAAGGAGUUACGUUCAUCAAGUCGGUUGAUGCAUCUGAUGUAUACACAAAUGCAGAGAAUUUGUGUAAUUUAUUUGCUGAGAUGGUGGAAAUGGUUGGCUCUGAAAACGUGGUUCAUUUAGUGACUGAUAAUGCGCCUAACUACAAGGCUUCAGGUAGACUACUUGCGGAGAGAUAUCCAAAUAUUUCUUGGUCUCCAUGUGCAGCUCAUUGCAUGAAUUUAAUAUUGGAGGAUGUGGGAAACAUGCCUAAUGUUAAAGAGUUAGUUUCUGCUGUAUCAAAGGUAACUAUCUUUGUCUACAAUCAUAAGUCAACUUUAAAUUUUUUGAGGAAGAGGCAAGGUUGGAGGGAAAUCAUUCGUCCAGGAGAAACCCGAUUUGCUACCACUUUUAUAGCCCUUCAGAGUGCAUAUGCACAUAAAGAUGACUUACAAGCUUUGGUAGUAGAUCAAGAGUUCAGGCAGUUUCUGAAAACAGAGAAAGCAAGAUGUGUCAAGGCUGUUGUUUUGGAUGAAAACAUGUGGGCGCAUUGUUUGUUGAUCGUAAGGAUUAUGGCUCCAAUGAUACGCUUGUUGCGUGUUUGUGAUACUGAUGAGAAGCCAUCAUUACCAUAUGUCUAUGAAGGAAUGUAUCGAGCACGUUUAGGCAUCAAGAAGAUAUUUGGAAAAAAGAAGGAAUUGUAUAAGCCUUAUACAAGGAUCAUAAAGAACAGGUGGGAUAGAAUGUUGCGCCAUGAUCUUCAUGCUGCAGCAUACUUCUUCAAUCCAGCUUUCAUGUAUGAUCAAAAGAACUUUUCAAAAAAGCCUGAGAUAUUGAAAGGGAUGUUAAAUUUGAUGGAAAAACAAAAAGGGUCUGACAGAACAAAGAUCUUUGAGGGGAUGACAAUGUAUAGAGAACGUGAGAAAAGCUUCUCACAUUCAUCAGCUUUAAGUUGUUCGAAAACCACUCGUCCUGAUGAGUGGUGGAAGUUCUUUGGAUAUGAUGUUCCUGUUUUGCAGAAGCUAGCAAUUCGAAUUCUUAGCCAAACUGCAUCUUCAUCGGGCUGUGAACGUAAUUGGUCUGUGUUUGAAAGAAUUCACACAAAAAGGAGGAAUAGAUUGGAACAUCAAAGACUCAAUGAUCUUGUCUACGUUCAUUACAAUUUGCGCCUGCAAGAUAGGUUCUCAAAAAGAAAGAGGUCAUAUGAUCCAAUUGAUUAUGAGUCCAUUGAUAAAACUGAGUUCUGGGUAGUAGAAGAAAGUGGAGAAGCUGAACUAGAUUAUGAUGAACUUGAGAAUGCACUUACUGAAGAAAACCCAAAAGAUGGAGAAGAUGCAACUUCUGAAACCUUGAACUUGAACGGUAGAUACAUCUUCUUUUAUACGACAUGUUUUUUUUGGCUAUGAUGUCUAUUAUUUAACUCAUGCAUUUUUCAUAUUUUUUUUCUUGUUUUAGAAGGUACCGAAGAUGAAGUGCCAUUCUCUCAAGAUGAUACAACUGAAUAAAUUUGAGAUAUUCUAUCAUUCUCCAACAGAUUUUUUUUUGUCAUGUUUUCAUUUAGUUCAUUACAUUAAAUAUUCAGUUACUAUUUAUCUAUUUUAUGAUGCUAUUUUAGAUAAUAUUCAUCAGACAUUUUUAUAUAUGAUUAAUUAUAUAAUAUAUAUUUAUAUAUUAAAUAUAUAAAUAUAUUUAAUAAAUAAAAACCCGGUUCGACCGGUUAAACCGGUUCGACCAAUCAACCAGUGAAUACGCCGAGUCGGUGUCCGGUCCGGUUUUUAAAACAUUGUCUUUUGCUUCGAGCAUUGCAUUUUCUUCCUCUUCUUACCAUUUCAUAUUUUCUUAUAAGUAAUUAUCUUUUUCAACAAAAAAAUAAAAAAGACAAAUAUCAUAAAUGAAUCAAUACGAAUGAAGAUAAUCCAAAGCGUGAGGUUGGCUUUCGGAUAAACACAGAUAUUGUCUCCAUUUUCUUUGGAAAUUCUGGGAUCAUGGGCGUUGUGGGACCAAUUCCCUCUCAGCCUGCUACUGCCAUAGUGUGGGCCCAAUUUAAAAGCCCACUCUUAUUUAUUUAUUUAUUUAUUUAUUUAUUGACUUUCUCACCAUCUCACGUGAAAACCACAUUUUUUCUAAUUUAGUGAAUUAAAAAAGGCAACCUCUAUCUAUUCAUUUCAAAGUAUCUGUCUGUUGUCAUAUGUCAGAAAUAUUGUUAAAUAUUUUUUCAUAUGGAUUAUAGUUUUAUUUUCUCAGAAUUUAGGCCACUAAUGAUGUUUCAUGUUUGCUCAAAAAAAAAAAAUUAUGUUCCAUGUCGCUCUCGUUGACGGAGAGGUAUGAGUCAACAAGUCAAAUUUAGACUAUCUCUAAUCCUAAUUGACGGAGAGGUACGAGGCCUCGAUUCUUUGAACUUUUUAUUUACUUUUUUUCUUUAUUAAACAUAUUUUUUUCCGAUGACAAUCUUUAUUAAACAUCAUUUCUCUGACGAAAUUAGUUUGAAUUUUUUUUGUGGCUAAAUGACAUCCGAUAAUAUUUUUAUUAACAUAUAUUUAUAGUUUGAAUGUCAAAAGUAGAUACAGUCUUCUUUACAAAUAUUUUUCAACCUUGCACUUAUACACGAAAACGAACCACUUUUUCUCUUUUUGUCAACAACGAACCACUUAAACAAAACAUAAUUGAGUUUUCCCUUGCUUUCUAUUUACCAUAUUUUACUAUCAUCAAACCAUCUCAAACUAUUUUAAAAUUAUAAACAUUUUUCGAAUGUUUCAUUGCUCAUGCUGAAAAGGCGUGAUCGUGGUUACAGUAAAUUUUGUCAGUAAUUUGAAGGCAGUAAAAUUCAUUGUCACUAUGGUUUAAUGUUACGAUCUCUUAACAUUAUAACAUACUAAUAAAGAUAUCUCCAACUCCACUAUAUUUUCUACACUAAACUCUAUUAUAGAAUAAAACAUUUUCCGAUACCAUUCUAUAUCCCACUCUAAAAUAGUAUAAUUCUAUUUUUACUUUAUAUUUAGAGUAACUUUUUUUUUCAUUCUAUUAUAAAGUAAUUUUUUUAUUUAUACUUUAAUCAAUUUAUUCUUUAGUCUUUUUAUUUUGUAACUAUUUGUGUAGUUUAAUUAUGCAAACAACACAUUAUGUUCAACACAAUAUAUAUAAACAUUGGAAACUUAUUUUAUCAGCCAAAGAAAACAAGCACUAAAUUAAAAUUAAUUAUAUAAGAUUAGCCAAAGAAAAAAAAUACUAAAACUAAAAAUAAGCAACAUAACAUAAAACUAAAAUUAUAGAUAAUGUUGACUUAAAUUUUCUGGUAAAUUGUUUCCAAAUCCACCAAAAUUGUCAAUAUAAUGUAAUGUAUUUUUUAAAUAAUAAAUGUUUGAUAUAAAUAUAUAAUUUAUAAAAAAAAUUAUGAAAAACAAAAUAUAAGAGAUCAAUUUGUAAAUUUUGUAAGUAAAAGAAUUAUUCAUAAAAUAGAAAAGGAAUAUAUUUAAUCAUUUUCCUUUAAUCUUAGAAUCAAAUAUAGAGUAAACCAUUAAAGAGAAAUUCUACUCUAUUUUAAAAUUACUCUAAUUUAGAAUGGAAACUACUAUAAAAUAUAGUAAACCAUUAGAGAUGGUCUAACUAUGAAAACUCAAGGAAAAAAAUAUUAAUAACAUUAUAACAAUUUUGAAAUGGGAUAUAAUAACAUUAUAUCAAAAAAGUUUAUCCACAACAGUUUAUCUUAACAUUUAGACCAAAUAAAACUUUGAAAUGGGGCCUUUACAUAUAAAAGAAAUGGGACGUGAAUCUUUGAUGCAAAGAAAGAACUCAGAAGAAGAGAGUGAGAGAAAGAGGCGUGCAAAUGUUUUGUUUCUAUUGUCCUACCAUCCUUUUCAACCAAACCGCCAAACUUAGCCGGCCCUUUUUGUUUUAUUUAUAUCAAAUAACGUUUUGUGUUUUAUUUUCUUAUACAUAAAAGCUUCAAAUAGUUUGUCUUCGUCCAUUCCACAUUCUCAAACUCACCCUCCAAGUUGGAUAACAUUUUGAAGAUAAUGUAUACACAUGUAUUGUACGUGAAUAACUACAAUUCUUUAAUAGUUGCGGCUGAAGCACUUAUAAAUUAGUGAUUGUUCAACAAGAUCAAUAAUAUGAAUGUGGUUGGUAAAUAAAUGAAGAGAGUGCAGUAAAAAUAAUGAAUAGUUAAAUAACAUAACAUAUAACAUAACAUAGAUGGACAAGAAAAUUAUAGAGGGAAAGUUGUAUACAUCUAAAUUCCUUAAAACUUAUGUGAAUACAAUAUCAUAUUACUGGUUUCCUUUUCUUUUUUUUUGUAACAUAUUACUGGUUUCCUAUUUUUGUAACUGUUGAUUAUCUUUCAGCUUAGUCUAUAUAUUUGUGUGUUUCUUCUCUACGCAAAUUUUACCUAUAUAUUUGUGACUUUUACAUUAAUAAAUUGUGAAAUUGUCGGUUCUAAGUCUUAAGAUAUCGUGUGUAUAUAUAUAUAUCAGGGUUUAAUAUAUAUUUGUACAGUGCAGAUAUUUUUUUUUUUUUUGUCAAUACAGUGCAGAUAUUUUUAAUAAGAAAAACAAAAAUGUAAAGGAAAUAUGUGGUCCUCUUCGGGCAUUUAGUUUUGGUUCAUAGAAAAUACAACAAAUAGCUAGCUUUGGUCCCCUAAAUGUAAAGUAUGCAAACAAAUAUUAUUAUCAGGUUUAUUAAUCCACAGGUAAGUAUAUAUUAAAUAUAGAUUAUACCAUAUUACAUUCAUAAUUUUCACAAAUUAUAAUUACAUCUGUUUUUUUGUUUUGCUAAUGAAAUAAUAUAGUUACAUCUGUUGAUAACGUACUUUAGUUUUAAAAUUAUACAAACGAGCGCAUUGUAACGUUCUUUAUGUUUUCGAUGUUUUAAGAUGUGUUAAAGUUUGAUAGAUAUAGUUUGAACGAAUCGACGUAGUUCGCAAACAUCACUAAAAUUUGGCUGUAAAUUCAGAGGUCCUAUAUAAAAGUUCCAAGUUCAUAUACAUAGUACAUAGAAAAUAUGAAUCGUCCGAAAAACAGAAGUACAAUUAACAGGUAAAAUCUAGGUUACCAGUUUUAUAGUAGUUCUUAAUCCUUCCCAACACUCAAAUUUUUUGAAUAGUUGUUUCAAAAACAAAAGUGAAUAGGCAUGGCUAGCAUACAUUCUUAGUUAUCUCGAUUGGUGCCGACGUAACUGUGUCAUUCAGGAGCUACACCAUUGGCUUGAACAUGAUUUUCAUCAUUCAAUGCGCAUGAUACAAGCUUGUCUUGUCCUAAUAUUAUUAUGUAAAAUUGAUGAUCAAGGAUUGAGAUAACGACAGCGAAAACUAAACGGAUUUUUAAUUACAUAUUGUUUUAAUUUACUAGGGAAUGGACAAAAUGUCAGAUAUAGAAAUAAUCAAAAGCAAAACUAGCGCAACUUACCCAUAGUUUCACGAAUCUUCUCGCAACACAAAAAAUAACAAAAUAAUGUUGUCGUGUUUUGAACAUAUUUCUAAAGGAUAUAUCAUUUUAGGAACCCUCCACGAAUUACAUGGGCAGACUCCUUUCGUGCCUUUCCUUUGUGCAAAAGAGAUCAUUAUAUUAUCUUUACAUACGUGUGUCUAUACAUGUCGUCUAAUGUUGUAAUUUAUAAAGCAGCAAAAUAAGUAUUGUAUCUAACAGUGUUUUGAGCAAUAUUACUUAUUUAAAUAUGGUUGCAAAUGGUUGAUAAUACAUUUUUUCACUGUUAUUUUAUUAAGUAGAGAAUAUUUCACAUACAAGUCCAAAAACAAGGUCAUUUAAAAACCAUACAAACCCAUACAGCAUACAUAUAGACGAUAUCAGAGACCAAAAUAAUGGUUGAUAAUACAUAUACGUAAUAUGGUUACAAGCGGCGGUUGGUGAAAUCUUCUAAAUAACGGUGAAAAAAGUAUAUACUACCUCAGUCAUGGUACUAAAUAAUUUGGCUUAAUUAGUUCUUGAUUUUCACUAGAUGUAAAAUGUAAUUGCCUUCUUAAAAAGUUAGAUGAUUGCCGAAAGUGUAAUUAUUUACACAACUUUUGUAAUUCCUAUACAUGAUUAAUAAAAUAGUAAUUUUUUUAUAUAACCCCUUAAAGAUGUGUAAACCAAAAAUUACUUCGAAACAGAUCAUAUCUUCUGUUAUUCUGGACUAAAUUGAUAUAUGUUUUUUGUCAAUUACUAAAAAAAUAUUUCAAACUUUGAGUUUUCUUAACAAAUUAUUGAAAGAAAAAAUAUACUACUGAUGAAACUGAUUCUUAAAAGAGAAAAAUCUAAUAUAUGAAAUCUACUCAGAUCUCUACCUAAUAGAUGUCGCAUUCGCUGAGAAUUUAUUUCAUUUUCUUGUAAUAUAAUCAAAGAAAAUAGCUACUAAUAUUUAGGGUU